GCCGACGCCCUCUCCUCCAUGACCUCAUCGUCAUCCCCCGUUGCUCUCCUCCUUCUUCUUCUUCUCCAAUCCACUCCCGACUUCCUUUCCGAUCGCCUGUACUUAACGUUUUCAGACCUUCGCAUCGCCCGAUGAUGGAGUGAAUCGAGAAGGACGAAGGGAGAAGAAGGAGACGAAGAAUCGUUCUUCGAUCCCUAGGUGAAGAAGAGAAUCACGGGUUCACGCAAAACCAUGCAGCAUCAUCAUCAUCAUCAUCAUCAACCCUCCUCGAAGCCGACCGCCCACCACCAGCACCACCUCCCCGCUCUCGAGGCCGUCGCCAUGCGCGGCAAGGUCCGCACCGCCUCCCUCCUCCUCCUCCUCGCCCUCUUCGCCUUCCUCCACGUCCACCUCCGCCCCUCUCCCCCACUCGACCCCCGGCUUGGCCUCUCCAACCUCUCCAACCUCUCCAACCUCUCCAACCUCUCCCUCGCCUACGCCGUCCGGGAGGCGGGGUCCGCCCCAUCCCGCCACGUGUCCUCCGUCCCCGAGGAGUCGACCGACGCCGUCUCGAUCCUGUUCCCCGCCUGGGAGGUGCUCGUCAUCGCGCCCCCCGCGACGGCGGGCGGCCGCGGCUGGCGCUGCGUCUUCCAGAACAACGCCACCUCGCCGGCGACGCCCGCCGGGGUCCUCCCCUUCACGAAGCGGGCGAUGUUCAAGUGCCGGCUCCCGCCCAGCGUCCGCCGCCUCCGGCCGUUCUUCCAGCCGGCGCUGACGCGGUCGUCCUCGGAGGAGAAGGAGGAGGGUGAGGGGACGUUCCCGGCGACAGCGGCGGAGGAGCUCUUCCGGUGGAGCUUCCUCGCGUACGAGUCGCUGUCCACGGAGGACGACGUCGUCCUGUUCGUGAAGGGCGUGAACAACCGGCAAGGCAUCAACAGGUCCCCGGACGAGCUGAGCUGCGUCUUCGGCGACGAUCCGGCCACCGCCGUGAGGACCGCCGUCACGAGCUCCGCCCAGGAGGUCUUCCGUUGCGCGCACCCCAAGCUCCCCGCCGCCGACUCCGGAACGGAAAUCAAAAUUAAAAUCACGCUCGAAGUCGCGCGCGAGAAUCGGGUGACACUGAUCCCUUCGGUGGCGUACUACACCCCCGAGCAGCGCAGGUUAGCGGCGGACGGCCCCCGCUCGCUACUGUGCGCGUGCACGAUGGUGCACAACGUGGCGAAGUUCCUAAAGGAGUGGGUGAUGUACCACGCCAGCGUCGGCGUCGACCGCUUCUUGCUGUACGACAACGACAGCGACGACGGCCUCCGGUCGGUCGUCGACGACCUCAGCCGCGGCGGCUACGACGUCCAGGUCCUGACGUGGCCGUGGCCGAAGACGCAGGAGGCCGGCUUCUCCCACGGCGCGAUAUACGCGAACGCUUCGUGCGAAUGGAUGGCGUACGUGGACGUGGACGAGUUCGUCUUCGCUCCGGCGUGGAACAGCUCGGCGCGCCCCUCCAAGCUCAUGCUGACCUCGCUGCUGCCGGCUCGGGACGACCCGGCUCGGAACGGACAGGUGUCGAUCAAGUGCUACGAGUUCGGGCCGUCGCACCAGAAGACGCACCCGCCGGAGGGGGUGACGCAGGGGUACACGUGCCGGAGGAGGAUAGAGCAGCGGCACAAGUCGGUGCUCCGGCUGGACGCCGCGGACGCCUCGCUGCUCAACGUGAUCCACCACUUCAGGCUGAAGGAAGGGUACAGGUCGAGGCAGGUGAGGCUGGAGGACGCGGUGGUGAACCACUACAAAUACCAGGCGUGGUCCGAGUUCAGGACCAAGUUCAGGAGGAGGGUCUCUGCCUACGUCGUGGACUGGACGCAGGCGAUCAACCCGGCAUCCAAGGACCGGGCCCCCGGGCUCGGGUUCGAGCCGGUCGAGCCCAGAGGUUGGGCCCAGCGGUUCUGCGAGGUUUGGGACGAUAGGCUGAAGGCAUUGACGCGGAGGUGGUUCGGGUCGGAGUCGGGUUCCGAACUCAACAUGGCUUGGCAGAGAUGACGAUGAUGACGACGGCGAUUCGACCAUCCGAUGAUACUCUCAUUUUCUCGGCGUGGUUUUGACUCGAGGAUAUAUGGCAGAUUUGAUGGUAAAUACACGGGGGAAAUAUACUGGAAGACGAUUCUUUUUGGUUAUCUUGGUCCAAGAUUUUGGAGAAUAGGGGAUUUAGGAAUUCGGAUUCGUUGAAUUUUCUUUUUACCUACCUUAAUAAUCUCUGGAGAUUAAAUUAGAGAGGAAGAGACUUCUGUUUCUUUCUUUUUUGUCUUUUUUGCAGUUCCGCUUGCUCUCUUUGUUCAGGUUUCAGCUGUCUUUCUUGACCAUCCUGAGUUUUGCUGUAAAUACAAUUCAAACAAGUUCAGCGUCCCCGCUUUCCAGGUC
Eucalyptus grandis is the source of this 2391-nucleotide messenger RNA. Its product is annotated as glycosyltransferase family 92 protein RCOM_0530710. The transcript has a single exon. The record is from RefSeq and is a predicted model, not a curated record. NCBI's taxonomy places the organism in Eukaryota, Viridiplantae, Streptophyta, Magnoliopsida, Myrtales, Myrtaceae. Bases 232 to 2013 code for a protein of 593 amino acids.